This is a messenger RNA of Notodromas monacha, 1950 nucleotides long. The record is from the annotation of a GenBank genome assembly. Lineage: Eukaryota; Metazoa; Arthropoda; Ostracoda; Podocopida; Cyprididae.
CCGGUCAAAGUGCGAAAUGCAGCCAACAGGAGCAGCAGUCUGCGUAUUUUCCCGACGUCGCACGAAACCAACUCUUACUAUCCCAACAGUCGAAUGCGUCCGGCUGAAUACCACGGAUACUCGCCCUAUGACACGCCUAGAAGCGAAGUCCUGUCCUCGUCAUCGUCUUCGCAUCUGAUUGAAACGAAACGCGGUACUGGCACUGUCAUCAUCAUCAGAGGCAACAGUGGAAUGCAAGCAAAUGAACCGCCGCCGUCGCCGGAUGCGAAGCGUCACAGUCCCGCCGGAAGUGCAUCCGUUGAGUUUGAGACGCAUCACGAUGGAGGACGUGUUUUUGAGAAGCGAAUUGAAAGCCGGAUCGUCAACAAAAAAGCGAAUCCGAUUUACGCGAAUGGAGCUGUUUUGAAGCAGCAACAACUCUGGGCCGAAGCCCCGAAGAACUCUUCAAUUCAUUUUGGCCGAAAUUCGAAGAACAUGCUGGACGAAAAACAAGAAGGAAGACAAAUUUCAUCCGUGAAGGAGUCUUCGAAGCAAAGACGAUUCGUCGACGCAAGCUCAAAUUCUCCCAACAGCAAUCGCACAACCUUCAAACAUCAAGAUGGCCAAUCCGGAAAUCAUUCGGACGAUAGCAGUACAGGCGAUCGUUCGACAGAAGAUUACAACAGCAGUAGCAGUGAUGCGUCAGUUGGCAAAGUGCGCAUUAAAAUCGGAGAUCGAGGGGCAGUGAUUAAAGGAAGUGCGACGAAUGCGUCUGAACACGAACGCAGUACAAGAAGACCCCCGACAGAAGCCCGACCAGAACCUACUGGUGCCUCCACAGAUGGCUCUGCUUGCAACACUUCUUCGGCUACUGAAGAAGAUGAGGAAGAAGCCGUCGAGGAAGACGAGGACGACGUCGGAAACGCGUUCAAGGAAGCUGAGGCUCAAGCACACAGCUCUGACUUCGUUGGUGUCGAGCAAUCGGAAGCUUACGAGGAUCAAGAAUCACUUCCCUUGCAAAUGCAAGAUUGCGCAACGCAAACAGAAUACGACGAAGACGCUGACCUCGAACCGAUGUUGGACCUGGUUACCGGGGACAUGAUCCAUCCCAUUACUACCCUUUCCCAUCACUCGGUCCAGCAUUCUCCGCGUUCUUCGGAAAAUCGGGAUUCCAGUCCCGAGAUUGAUUGGGACUCCCCGCCGAUUCACAUCAACUCAAGAGCAGCCACCGUCGCGGAUUCCAGCGUUUGUGAAGAAGAUGAUUUGGAUUCGAUGUUCGGUGUGGAUCAAGUGGAUUUCGAGGAUGCGCAAUCUGUGGAAGAAGAGACUGGACGAUUUCAAGAAGACUAUGACGGAUCAACCAUCAGGCGGAAACAUUUCCUGAGACUGGCCCCAGCAACCCAGGAAGUGGAUGCCAGGAUCGGUUCGGAGACGGAAGCAGAUUUUCUAGACAGAGAUGUUGACUUUGAUGCUGGCUCGAGCCCCGUGGAACAUCCAGUUGAACCUGCUGUCGAUUACGAUGACGUGGACCCGGAAGAACAGAUUCCGAAUCAGGAAGUGGCUCAAUACUUCGACAAUGAGGCUGAAGCUUCUUUGCAUUUCGGACAAGAAGACGCAUCCUUUGAUUCCCAGGAUGAAGCAGAAAAGUGCGGAGCAGCAGAAUCGGAGGACGAGAAUCGCCCCAAACCAGCCCUAGAUGUCGCGAGGAACCCUCCGCCACCAAUUCCGCCUCAACCUCCGUUGGUCAUCCGCAAGCCGCGUGCCCCCGGGCUCGGGCCACCGCCUCCACCUCCACUGUCCGCCGCCGCCGCACGCGGGCCGCCGACCGCCAUCAUUAAAGACACCGCCGAGAAGGACACAGACUCGCCUCAACCGGCAGACAGGUGUCCUCGCACCGAGAGAGACGCAGCUGCGGACGAGCGGCCCGGACGACUAGCGCAGGUGAGCACGCAUUGCUAUCACUUCAGUUGA